GUCAAAACCACGUUACCUUCAGUUUGGGACUUGGGUAGAAGCCUAAUAUUUUUAUACCUUAAAAACAAAUAGUAAAUUAUCAAAAUGGCUCAAGGUAAAAUGAAAGUGAAAAGCAAGUUACCUUCAGGUGCCAAAAACAAAACAAAAAAGUCCAAAGGAAAAGCCGUAACUAAAAGAAGCAACGCCCCAGUCCGUAGUAAGACGCAGGCAAUAGAGAAAAAUAAGAUGAAGGCUACUGUAACGAAGAUGGUCAAUAAAGCUGCUGAGCAGCAAUUGCGGUCACUGGCGAAGGACACUCCGCAGCUGUCUGCAGCCCAGCAGAGAGUAGCCGCUGCUCCAACAGCGCCUGUACCUUCUAAAUAAAUAUAUAACCUAAAAUGCUUUUGGCUGUGUCAAGGUUUCUUUUGCGUUGUUUUUAAUCAAAAAUCAGAGUGCAAAAUUAUUGAAAAAUGUGUGUAAGUUAUAUUAUCAACAUUUUAAAGAGCACAUAUACACUUGAUUAAAAAAGGUCAUCAUUUAAACUAACAUUAUUGUUUAUGGCUGUCUUAAAUAUUUGUGUAAAUAACAAGAUUUCUUUAUCAAAUAUGUAUAAUUUGCUACUAAACUUAUUAUUUUGUUAAGGAAUUAACUUGACUUUAACACAUAUAUCCUUUUUAAAGUAACAAAUUUCUUUUUGCUGUAUGUAAGUUCAAAGUGUAUUUAAAAAAAACAAAACUUUUGAUAUAUUGAGAUGUAAAUAUAGGUCAUAGGUAUGUACUUUGUAAAAUU
Messenger RNA from Vanessa atalanta (red admiral), 768 nucleotides. RefSeq lists its product as uncharacterized. The record is from RefSeq and is a predicted model, not a curated record. NCBI's taxonomy places the organism in Eukaryota, Metazoa, Arthropoda, Insecta, Lepidoptera, Nymphalidae. Bases 85 to 363 code for a protein of 92 amino acids. The transcript has a single exon.